AUGACUAAGAAACUAAGUAUUUCAUAUACACAACAACAAAAUAUCAAACCACUAUUACACCAACAACAGCAACACCAGCCCGCCGCCAACGACGACAAAACAUUAAACUCAAAAUGGAAAAAUCAUUAUGCAGCCACUCAACCACAGAUCAUGGCAGUGACCACAGAACAUCAACAUCAACGUCAGUUAGCCCAACCCGAUCUAGACGAAGAAAACUAUGCAGCCUACACAGAUGACAAUGAAUUAAACUUAAAUCGGGGAUUUAAAGCUCAUUAUGAUUAUGCUACUGCUAGACAGCAGAGUAAAUCAAAUUCUCAUACUAAUAAUUAUAAUGUUAAUAAUAAUUUAAAUUUAAAAUUAAAUAAUAAUGAUGAAAGUGAGGAGGAGGAGGAGCAGGAAGUGGAUGAUGAUAUUGAAGAGGAUGAUGAUGAUCACAAACAUAAAUUGGAUCAUGUAAAUACAGAAAAAUGUGCCAAAAAUUGUAAACAAAACCAAAAAAUGUCCCAAGAUUUAAAACUAACCACAGAAACUAAUAAUAAAAAAUACCAGAAAAACAACAAAAAUAAUCAUAAAAAUAAACACAACAACAACUACUAUACACCUAUGUCUUCUGCUUCUUUAACUUACCAUGAUGCUAAUGAGGAGGAACUUAAUGAGGCUCUAAAAGAUGUUACCGAUGAUGAUGAUAAUGAUGAGGAGGAGGAGGAUGAGUCUACCACUAAAACAAUUUCAACUUCUUCUUCUUCUACUACUUCAACUUCUUCAUUUCUGCCCGUUACAGUUACAAAUUCUAAACUGAAAAAUACUCAUAGUUUACAAUCCCAAAUGCCUUUAAAGAGUGAACGUAACGUUUAUUCAUACUCACAUGAAAGUCCUGCCAAAUUAAGCUUAAAAGCUUUAACGAAAACUAAUAACAAAGAGCACCAAAGAAUACAUGUAGCCCACCGGCUGCAACACAAAGAAGUUAAGACGCAUAGGGAAACCAAUAAUUACAACAAACAAAAGCAUUAUAGGGAAAUACAAACAAAACAAAAACACAACAAAAGCUUUAAUAAAAAGAAAUUACAAAACAAGCGAUCUCGUCGUGAGACCGAAGAAGAAAUCCAAAGUAUACAACCCAGCAAUGAGAGUACAAAAGCUUUUGCUAACCAAGAGCUAACCACCUUACCGAUAGUGCUGACAGAAAGCUCUGUGGUAACUGCUAUGAGAGAAGAAUCUCCUGCACUUUACCUAAAUGAGACUUUAGUCAAGCAUUCUUUGCCAGCUGCUAAAACUAAACGUUCUCAUUCGAAUGUUAGAGUACCGGUAGAGGUUCUAAAUAAACCCAAGGAAUCUAUGGUUAUUAUAGAUGACGGCGAGGAGUUUGAGGGUGCAGCAGAGCGCCAAAGAGAAUAUGCUUCGAUGGGUCUUAUAGGGCAAGACGAUAAAAGUGAGGAUUAUUUACAUGAUGAAGAGCCUAGAGUUUUACCUUUGAGGCCGGUAUUGCCUAAUCCCUAUGAGGAUGAGGAAAUGUCUGUGGUGUAUGCCGAACAGCAUUCCGAGAUUCGUUUAAUGUGUGAGGUGGAUUUGGAUAUUGCCUCCAGUAUGUGGUACAAAAAUGGACAGGUUGUCCAUGCCAUGGAUCGCACCACCAGGGUAACGGAUUAUCGUUUUAUCAAAGAGGCUAAUGGUGCUUUAACCAUCACCAAUGUUAUGCUGGAGGAUGAUGGUAAAUGGCAAUGUGAAGCGGAAAAUACCAGACAUUAUACGGAAAAUGCACGUCCUGUAAAAUUGGUGGUUUUAGAUCGUCCAAAACCUCCUUAUUUACUAAUAGAUGGUAGACGUUUAGAUGCGGGCAAUAUUUUUGUACCGGUGAAGGAAAAUUCGGAACUGAAUUUGGCUUGCAUAAGUGAAGGUGGCAAUCCUAAGCCUACUUUAACCUGGGAGGUUUUACUAAGUCCUGGUGUAGAUCGUCAUGCUCAAAAGGUUUCGGCAGAGGUUUUAGAGUUGGAGGAGAUCAAGAGUGAAAAGGAUAAAAAUUCAUAUAAAAUUAAUAGUGGCGCCAAAAGUGAAGCACGUCUGCCAGCUGUAUAUCGGGCACAUCAUAAUGCACGCAUCUUAUGCGUUAUGGAGCAUCCCACAUUAAAAAUACGUCAGAAUGCAUCAUUGCUACUGGAUGUUCAAUAUACUCCUUCAUUUGCCAUUUCACGUACGCCAGGCUUUGGUUAUCCUUUGCGUGAAGGCAUCGAGGUUUCAUUAAAAUGUGACGUGGAUUCAAACCCGCCCAGUACGCCACGUUGGCAGAAGGAUGAUGGUGAACCACCGGUUCCACAAACUGGUGAUGGUUUUCUCAAUUUUACCUCAAUACGGCGCGAACAUUCCGGCUGGUAUAAAUGUACAUCGCGUCAUUUAAAUUUUCAAUAUUCAUCGAUUGGUUACUAUCUAAGUGUAAGAUAUGAUUCGGUAGAUGUUACGUCCGAACCCGAUGAUCAGGAUAUUUCCGUAGCGGCAGCUGCCUCUCACAAUCCCAAUAAAGGUCAACUCGAAGUACAGUUAGGCGGCGCUGUAACACUGCAAUGUCCGCAAGGUUCCUUAGGUUGUUGGUCUCAUUUAGAUCCUGUUACUGCUCGUUUGCGUGGUCUGGGUCAUGGCUUGUCUACACCUACAGGGCAAUUUUCCCUUAAAGAUGUUGUCUAUCAAGAUGCUGGCACUUAUAAAUGUAUUGGCCAAUCACCCAUAAAUAAAAAGAAAUUAGAAGUUUUACAAACUGUAGGCGUUACGGUUAAAGGCUUUCCCACAGUUGUGGCACGCAAUUCCACUCCAGUAGCCUAUCCUGGUUCUCCUUUACAUUUGUCGGUAGAAUUUUGUGCCAAUCCUCCGGCCCAUGCCGCCAGAUGGCUGCACGGUGAUCGUGUCUAUACCCCCGGCAAUCAAUAUGGCAGCACUGUCUUGGCCUAUGGCGUAACGGACUUACCCACCCCCUUUUGUAAAGAAGCCCGCCUUACUUAUGUCAGCAUGCAUGAACGUGUGCCACGUACUUUCUACUUCAUAGUCUCCUCACCGGGUGGUGUGGCCGAAACGAUUAUAAAAGUUAAUUUCACCAUGCGUUAUCGUUCCAUAUCGAAUGCCAUCGAUGAGGAGGAAGAAGAACUAAGUGAACCCGAAGAAAUACAUUUUCCUGUUUUUGGCAAGGCCUCUCUACCAGUUAUAAAUUGUUGGCUUUUAGCCAUAAUAUGGUUUAGUUAUAAAUUUUAGAAAAUUAUUAUAAAACUUUAAACUAAAAGAGAUGUCAUCUUUCAAACCCCCCAAAAAAGGCCUGUAAAAUAUUUGAUUUAAGUUUUUGUUUUAAUUUCAGUUUUAAGCCAUAAAGCUAAAAUCUAAACUCGUAUUGCAAAUAAAGAAAAAUUUUAGAUUUAAUAACAAAUAUAUAAGCAACCCCCCCAAAAAAUAACUGUGUCUAUUAUUAACUAACUUAAAAACUAAACAAAAAUUUAAAAAAAAAAACCUUUAAAACUUUAAAUGUUAGUUAUUAUCUGUUUUAAGUUCUUAAGCCUAAAAUUAGGCUUUAGUUUUUUUUUGUCUUAAAAUUAAACAUUAUAAAAUAAUGUUUAUUUAAGAAAAACUUAAUUUUUGUAUAAAAUAUUCU
Messenger RNA from Lucilia sericata (common green bottle fly), 3625 nucleotides. RefSeq lists its product as uncharacterized. Gene Ontology annotation, biological process: cell-cell adhesion. NCBI's taxonomy places the organism in Eukaryota, Metazoa, Arthropoda, Insecta, Diptera, Calliphoridae. Gene Ontology annotation, cellular component: cell-cell junction. The record is from RefSeq and is a predicted model, not a curated record. The transcript has 11 exons. The coding region runs from base 1 to 3234 and encodes 1077 amino acids. Gene Ontology annotation, molecular function: cell adhesion molecule binding.